UGCAAUGUUUUCCAAACAAAAUAAGAGUAUCCCACAACUUACAGCAGAGCACGGAAUGAAGAGGCCUGUGGCUGUGUUUCGUAAGGACUAGAAUGAUGGAAAAGAGCAUCAGAGACUUGUGACAUCAGUUUCUAAAUAAAUGAACCAUCCAAGACUUAGUCACUGUGGGUGCCCCCUCUCUGGAGGCAUUCAAGAGCAGGCUGGGCAGGGCUGUGAGCAACCUGCUCUACUGGAAGGUGUCCCUGAACUGGAUGAUCUCUAAGGUCCCUUUCAGUACAAAUCAUUCUGUGACCUCACACAGAAGGUGGAUGUGUGGAUACUUGGAGGAAAAAAGAGCACUUCUGUCCUAUCAUUUCCCAAUGUGUUUAGAGACUGCAGAUCUCUUCAGGUGGUGGCUCAGCACAGGGGAGGCAUUCAGCAGUGCCUUUAGGGGCUGCAGUGGCACUGCAGGUGAAGGCAUUCUAUGCAUUCCGAAUGUAUUCAUUUUUUCUGAUGCUUUUUUUUUUAUUUAACAGAAGUUGUCCUCGAUGUUCUGAAGAGCUCUAAACCUCUUGUGGCCAAUAUAUCAGCAGAGUUGGAGACAGAUCCAGAAGGUAGUAGGCUGAAAAAGCAAUGGCCUUCUCCUGUCAUCAAAAUCUAUGAGAUCUGCUCCAGCGAGCAGCUGGGUGGGCACAUCUGCCUGCUGGAUUACUACUGCAGGGGUCUCAUGUUGGCUGCUCCCUCACGGUCAGCUUCUGUGGCAAACCUCCACUCAUCCCACAGCACCUCAUCUGCUGCAGGCUGCCUCUAUUGGCCACGAGCAAUGACUGCCACACAGAUCGCGCCUCCGCAUGACUCAUCAACGUCUGCAUCACAUGCAAACGAGGAUAAAGCAUCCGUGGUGCGCUGAGCUCUGGCAAUCGGAGAAGUUCCACUGAGGGAUGGUUGGUGUGAACUCACCGAGGGAGCAGCCCCAGCAUGGCUGUGAAUGGGACGGAUGCCUGUCAGGAUGUGGGAGGAGCCCUGCAGAAGGUUUACCUCUCCACCAUGUAUAGCCUGGAGUUCACUUUGGGUGCCAUUGGGAACAGCGUUGUUGUGCUUGGUUAUAUCUUCUGCCUAAAGGAGUGGAAAAAUGGCAAUAUUUACCUGUUCAACUUGUCACUGUCAGAUUUGCUGUUCCUGUGCACUUUACCAGUCCUGGUGAGCAGCUACUCCCGAGGCCGAUGGAUAAGUUCGAGCAUCCUGUGCUACAGCAACAGGUUCCUGCUGCACGUCAACCUGUACACCAGCAUCCUCUUCCUUACCGUCAUCAGCAUUGACCGGUACAUGCUCAUGAGAUACCCUUUCAGAGAUCAUGCACUGCAGAAGAGGAAGACAGCCUUCAUUGUGUGCAUUGCUGUUUGGGUCCUGGUGAUACUGGAGCUGUUGCCGUUGACCUUCUUCCUGGAGACAGUGUCACCAGCCAAUAACUUCACGUGCCUCGACUACGCGAGUUCUGGGGACCCAGAGAAAAGCCUCAUCUACAGUCUGUUCCUAACGCUCUUUGGGUUCCUCAUCCCCCUUGCCAUAAUGUGCUUCUUCUACGUGAAGAUGCUGCUUUUUCUGAAGACCUGGAAGGAGAGGAGCAGCUCUGUCCUGGCUCUUGAGAGGCCGCUCACCCUGGUGGUGCUGGCUGUCACCACCUUCUCACUGCUCUUCACCCCAUACCAUGUGAUGCGCAAUGUCCGCCUCGCCUCCCGCAUCCCAGCCCUCAACAUGUCCAUGUGCACCCAGAGCACCAUCAACACUGCCUACAUCAUCACCCGGCCCAUCGCCUUCCUCAACAGUGCCAUCAACCCCGUGUUCUACUUCCUCAUGGGGGACAACUUCCGAGAGAUGCUGAUGGCAAAAGUAGUGCAGGUUUUGGGCAGGCUGAAAAGCACGGACAAAUGAACUGCUGGGGAGAGCUCUGGCAAUGGAACUAGGGGAAAGCUGUGUGGGAGAACAUCGGCAGCAUGCACUGCUUUAUUCUUUAGAUAGCUUUGUUCAGGCAGCAGAACAUACAGGAGCUGAGUUUGUCACUGAAAGUGCCUAUUGCCGAUUUGUUUCCAGCAGGACAGAGGCAGGUCAAC
Messenger RNA from Lagopus muta (rock ptarmigan), 2090 nucleotides. RefSeq names its product succinate receptor 1 (gene SUCNR1). Lineage: Eukaryota; Metazoa; Chordata; Aves; Galliformes; Phasianidae. Gene Ontology annotation, biological process: G protein-coupled receptor signaling pathway. The record is from RefSeq and is a predicted model, not a curated record. Gene Ontology annotation, molecular function: G protein-coupled receptor activity. Gene Ontology annotation, cellular component: plasma membrane. The coding region runs from base 958 to 1911 and encodes 317 amino acids. The transcript has 4 exons.